UGCUACUUAUUUACCUUUUAUACAGCUUUUUCUUACAAUUAGGGUUAAGAGCUAAGGAUGAUUAACGCUUUAUAGCGUCGAGGUACGGCGCAAAAAGACUAGGCUACUAUCAAUUAGUUAAAUACAUAAUAAUUAUAUUAAUACGUGGUCGGUCCGACCUGCGCUGCGCUUUGCCUCUUAUCAUAUGAAUGGAGGGGUUGUUAGAAGCGCUCGCGCACAGCGUUGAUCAUGUCAAGGGGGCUUACUCUCAGGACUUCACAUGAGGGUCUCGACUGAUUUUAAAUUGUUUUCUAACUUAAGAGUUCCUGUCUAAUUAAGCACGAGAGCGGAAGCUGUGGGGUUUACUUCAUCCAGUUAAUCAUCCAUCAGAUAAAGUUAAGGGAAAGCCUUGUUAGUCUUAAGGGCGGACAAAUAUUCAUUAUUUGUUUUUGUGGAAAGGCAUUAAUCAUUACAUGUAAACCUUGAACUACACCUACUCAAUUAUAUCUCCCCCACCCUAUGAAGCAAGACUUUGAUUUGGUUGUAUUAUUUACAACUCUACAAGAACAGACAAGAACAAACGUUUACUGGCAGGAUACGGUACACAGAUGCCACCUUCCUUCAAGUGACAUGAAUCUUCGGUGAGAGGAAAAGUGCAACGGCUUCAAUUCCUUUCGACUCCCCUCCUUCCCUCAGGAGCGAUGAGGCGCCUCCGAUCCCUGAUGGCCAUGGUUCUGCUCGGCGCUGUGUUCCUCGUCCUAGUCCUCUCCAACUGGCAGAUAGACACGGCUGAAGCGCGCCUUGCGGAUCAGGAGCCACUGUCUCCCGGCUCCUCUCGUCCGGACCCCCCCGGGAAGCUGGUCUGGAGGCCUAAGACUCCGGCUCCGUCUCAGGCUCAGACUCCGGCUCCGGCUAAGCUGGCGGCGGCGUCCAAGCACCCGGUCCUCAACGUCACGGUGUCAGACGACUUUCGGAAGUUCUUCCCCCACAACACGGCCUACUGGAGCCGACUGCUGCACGUCUUCCUGAGGCAGCACGAUCGAUCCCACGCCGUCACGCCCCCCGCGGAUUGGAACGAGUGCGAGGAGGCGAGCCUCGAGGUGCUGAAGACCAACGUGCACGACUUUGACGCCUACCCGGACUUGCACAAGAACUUCCUGCGCACGUGUCACUGCCGCAACCCCCCCCUGUUGAGGGAGCCCAAAAACUGCACCUCGGAAGGGAGCGGCCCCUUCCUCCUGCUGGCCAUCAAGUCGGCCCCAUCCAACUUCCAGCGGAGACAAGCGGUACGGGAGACUUGGGGGACGGAAGGCGUGUACCUGGGCGGGCUGAGUGUCCGCACCAUCUUCCUGCUCGGCAGCUCGUCGAACGUGGACCCCGACCUCUCCCCGCUGCUGGAGUACGAGGCCCGGCGGCACCAGGACGUGCUCCAGUGGGACUUCCACGAGUCCCUGUUCAACCUCACCCUCAAGUUCGACGCCUUCUUCAAGUGGACGUGGCGCAACUGCCGCGACGCGUCCUUCGUCUUCAGCGGCGACGACGACGUGUUUGUCAACACGCCCGCCAUCCUGGAGUACCUGCGGGCGCUGGCGCCGGAGCCGGCGUCGCGGCUCUACGUGGGCCAGGUGAUCAGCCCGGCCAGCCCCAUCCGGGACGCCAAGAGCAAGUACUACAUCCCGCCGUCGUACUACGAGGGCGGGUACCCGCCGUACGCCGGCGGCGGCGGCUUCCUCUUCUCGGGGGCCCUGCUGGGGCGCCUGGCGCAGCUGUCCAGCCUCAUCCCCCUGUUCCCCAUCGACGACGUCUACGUGGGCAUGUGCAUCCACGCGCUCGGCGUGGCGCCCGAGAAACACCCGGGCUUCCAGACGUUCGACGUGGCGGAGAGCAACCGGGAGAACAUGUGCGUUCACAAGGAGCUGAUGGUGAUCCACCGGCGCACGCCGCGCGAGGUGAAGCGCCUCUGGAAGGGCAUCCACAGCCCCUCGCUCACCUGCUGAGCGCCGUCGCGGAGGACACGAGUCUCUGCGACGGUGGUGCGAGGGCGGAUUGGCAGAUCUCACCGGUCGUUCGCCGCGGGACGCCGCAAGAGGGCGCGUCCAACCCUGAUGCAUCACCCGUUGUGGGGGGUGGAUAGCUGGAUACCCCUACAACACUUCCGUGGUGGACUUGACCACCUGUUGGGCUGGAUCGAUUCAACAUGCAACUGGGGGGGGACACUCCCACUGCCGACGUCACUGGCGGAUGGAUCGAUUUGAAAUGGCUUGCAAAGACUCAUUAUUUAUGUCCGUUGGAAAAGCCUCUGCAUCACAGAGGUGUACUAUAAACAUUACAACGGGAUGUACACUCCCAGGACUUUAUAGCAGGAUGCUGCCUUUACAAAGGCUGAAGGUCUAUGGUUAACUGAUAACAAGUAGAUCCAUAUCCACUGACAAAAUCGUCAAGGUUAGAAAAGGUUCCCCUUUUCUUGCAGUUUGAACCAGACCCGUUCAGCCUUUACAGAUAAAAACUUAAACCAGCUGUGAAAGGGCCGUUGUUGGGAAAAUGUAAGUUAUUUAAGCAAGUCUAUUACCUUUACUUCCAUCAGGGUUGUGUGAAACUUAUUGUCAAAUAAAAAGAAUGCUGGAAUCUUCCACUAUUUUUUUAUUAGCGUUUCAAACAGACAAACAUGUUUCGUUAACUUAUUUCACUGAAGACCAGACACUCAAGGAUGUGUUGUAACAGAAAUAAGGUUGAUAGUUUCUAUAAG
This is a messenger RNA of Gadus chalcogrammus (walleye pollock), 2725 nucleotides long. RefSeq names its product UDP-GlcNAc:betaGal beta-1,3-N-acetylglucosaminyltransferase 2, like (gene b3gnt2l). Gene Ontology annotation, molecular function: protein N-acetylglucosaminyltransferase activity. The transcript has 2 exons. Bases 681 to 1976 code for a protein of 431 amino acids. Lineage: Eukaryota; Metazoa; Chordata; Actinopteri; Gadiformes; Gadidae. The record is from RefSeq and is a predicted model, not a curated record. Gene Ontology annotation, cellular component: membrane.